Messenger RNA from Siniperca chuatsi (mandarin fish), 7521 nucleotides. Its product is annotated as potassium voltage-gated channel subfamily B member 1-like. The coding region runs from base 637 to 3045 and encodes 802 amino acids. Gene Ontology annotation, molecular function: delayed rectifier potassium channel activity; protein binding. The transcript has 3 exons. The record is from RefSeq and is a predicted model, not a curated record. NCBI's taxonomy places the organism in Eukaryota, Metazoa, Chordata, Actinopteri, Centrarchiformes, Sinipercidae. Gene Ontology annotation, biological process: protein homooligomerization; potassium ion transmembrane transport. Gene Ontology annotation, cellular component: voltage-gated potassium channel complex; membrane.
AAUGAUUUUGAUCCAGUUGUGGCAAAGGAUGUGAAUUCCUAUAACAUUGUUUGCUGGCCUAUUACACUGCUGUACAAGGCGAGAAAUGCAUUAUAGAUGCACUGAGCUGUGGCUCGCUGGCUCUGUGAGGGUUAAACUCACAUGGGCUGCAGUCGCUGGAGGAGCCUGAGUGAAAUCAGCCCCUGCCCCUGCUCCCGCUCCCGUUCACAGUCACAGGCGCCGGCCGGCCAGCAGGCACUCACACUGUGAGCAGGUAGAGGAGAGAGGUACCGAGAGUAUUCCUGGCUACUCUCAAGAGUCUACUUGUUGAUUCGCCCCGGGAGGGGUGGACAGGGCAGACUGGACAUGGGGAUGUCUGUGUAAAACAACUAUAUUUUUUGACAUGUCACUACGUAGCUCAUGAUGCCUCCAUCAGCACACAGCAGAGCGCCGGAGACCUGGAUGGAUAUAUGUUUUAACGCGUUUACUCUUGAAAUGUCGCUGAUGUCCGUCCAUGAGAUGAAUCGGUAUAUAAGGAAGACACCCACAAGACGAAGCGAGGGGGACCCUGAUGUGGUCUUCUACAGGCCCAUGUCUUCUUAAUCUAUCAGGCUGUAUCUUCCAGUCCUUCCAAGUGACCGAGUGACUUGAGUGAAGAUGAUCAAAGCGGGGUCUCGGUCGGCCACCUCGCUGCCACCGGAUACGAUGGACAUCAUCCGCAGCAAGACCCACACCCGCCGAGUGAGGCUCAACGUCGGGGGUCUUAUCCACGAAGUCCUGUGGAGGACGCUGGACCGGCUGCCCCGCACAAGACUGGGCAAACUGAGAGACUGCAACACCCACGACUCUAUCAUGGAGAUAUGCGACGACUACAGCUUGGAUAACAACGAGUACUUUUUCGACAGGCACCCCGGCGCCUUCACCUCCAUUCUGAACUUCUACCGCACCGGAAAGUUGCACAUGAUGGAGGAGAUGUGCGCCCUCUCGUUCAGUCAAGAGCUGGACUUCUGGGGCAUCGACGAGAUCUACCUGGAGUCCUGCUGCCAGGCCAGGUAUCACCAGAAAAAGGAGCAGAUGAACGAAGAGCUUAAAAGAGAGGCCGAGAACAUGAGGGAGAGGGGAGGAGAGGAGUUUACAACCACAUGUUGUUCUGAAAAGAGGAAGAAACUCUGGGACCUCUUGGAGAAGCCAAGCUCAUCAUUUGCUGCUAAGAUCCUGGCAAUUAUCUCCAUCCUCUUCAUUGUGUUGUCUACCAUUGCCUUGUCGCUGAACACCCUUCCAGAGCUGCAGGACACAGAUGAGUUUGGCCAGUCCUCAGACAACCCACAACUGGCCCAUGUGGAAGCUGUGUGUAUUGCCUGGUUUACCAUGGAGUACCUGCUUCGCUUCCUCUCCUCCCCCAACAAGUGGAAGUUCUUUAAGGGUCCUCUGAAUAUUAUCGACCUGCUGGCCAUCCUGCCCUACUACGUUACCAUCUUCCUGACAGAAUCCAACAAGAGUGUGCUGCAAUUUCAGAAUGUCCGUCGAGUGGUUCAGAUUUUCCGGAUCAUGCGUAUCCUGCGUAUUCUGAAGCUGGCUCGUCACUCCACAGGUCUUCAGUCUCUGGGCUUCACUCUUAGGAGGAGCUAUAAUGAGCUGGGCCUGCUCAUCCUUUUCUUGGCCAUGGGCAUCAUGAUAUUCUCCAGUCUGGUCUUCUUUGCAGAAAAGGAUGAAGAGGACACUAAGUUCAAAAGCAUCCCAGCUUCCUUCUGGUGGGCUACCAUUACAAUGACAACAGUAGGCUAUGGAGAUAUCUACCCAAAAACUCUACUGGGAAAGAUAGUUGGAGGUUUGUGCUGCAUCGCCGGAGUACUGGUGAUAGCCCUGCCUAUCCCCAUCAUUGUGAAUAACUUCUCUGAGUUCUACAAAGAGCAAAAGAGGCAGGAGAAAGCCAUCAAAAGAAGGGAGGCUCUGGAGAGGGCUAAGCGAAAUGGUAGCAUUGUCUCUAUGAACAUCAAAGAUGCAUUUGGCCGCAGUGUAGAGCUCAUGGAUGUAAUGGUGGAAAAUACUGAUGAAAAGAAGGAGAAGGUGCACGAUAAUCAUGUGUUUCCUAGUCAGCUGAAAGGGACACCCAAACUCAAGUCACAGAUGAGCCCUAGCAGCCCCACCAAGACCCUCAAAUCAAUCCACCAAGAGCAGGCCAAGCCCUCUAGCAGCCCUCAGGAUCUCAGCGCACAGAAACUGGAGGAGAUGUACAACAAGAUGACCAAGACCCAGUCACAAUCCAACCUCAACAGCAAGGAAAAAGGGCCGCUGUCCAAAGCAGUCAGGCAGACAGCUGAAUUUGAGAUGGAAAACAUCCCUGCUGAAGCUAUCUCAAGCACAGUAGAGGCAGUUACAGACAUGAGGAGCAUGUCCAGCCUUGACAGCUUCAUCAGCUGCGCCACUGACUUUCCCGAGAGUUCUCGCUAUUCCCACAGCCCUGUCAGCAACAUACCAGGAAGGGUCAGCACCAACCCCAGCCUGGAGCCCACCAUGGAGAAUGAGCAUGAAGGAUCCCAGGGCACCACUACACCCCUGAUAGGACAAGCCACCAAGCCAGGCCUGUAUUCUGACAACCCCAGGGGUCUGCACUUCAACAAGCCACUCAAAAGCCACUCACUCAAGGUCAACUUCAGAGGUGGGGAGGAUUCAGGGACAGGGGCCCUCUCAGACAGCUCGUCAGUCCAGAGUCCUGAGGUGUCUGUCUACACAACUGCCAGCAGCAGGACACCCAGCAAGACCCCAGAGAAUUUACUGCCCGGCAUCUUCAUGUUCCACGAUGCAUCCAUCAAUAAAUUCAUUGAUGCAGACACAGAUGAAGAGGAGCACCUGCAUGAUGGUACAGGCACCAACCCAUCCCAAAGACUCAUGGAAAAAGCCAGCCCCAAGUCUGGCCAUCACUCCAGCAUCCAGCAAGGGUCCAACCACAUGGAGGAUCUGCAGAGGAAGCUGGGGAACAGCACACUGCAGCUGGAAGGGCAGGAGAACCAUGUGGCUCAGGAACUACAGCCACUUCAGGGAGAGAAGAGUCACUCUAAUGCUUAAAGUUAGACCACAGAGGAAACAUACAGGACAGGAGGAAGUGAAAAAGGGAAAUAAGAAGCACAGUGAACUAAGCAAAACUGAACUUCCCAAAAAUAUGAAAGACACUGAAAACAUUUGCAGGAACAUUUGAUGAAUUACAAUACAAUACAAAAUGCUUCUCCAAUGAAAAUACAAUAGUUGUGGACAAUGGGAAAGACAUUUGUCUUUUGCUGUCAAACUUUUUCCUACCAAGGACUCCUGAAUAAAUAAAUUUAGCAAAAGACUCUGAUCUAAGAGGUUUUAAAAAUAGCAAGGAACACCCGUCUGAUAAUUUUUACUAUUUAUACAUUUGUUUUAGCCCGGAUUAUCAUCUAAUAAUUACAGCCUGGUUGUAAGAGUACAGAAUAUCAUUUUUAUAAGCAAAAACCUAUUUUUCUGACAUCCCAGGAUACCACUUUAAAGCCACUAUAGCAAAAGCUGUCCAAUCAGUAGCAAACCAGAGGGCAUUGAAUCAUGGCACUGCAAACUGGGAAACUCAUUCAAAAGUUCAAAUAGCUACGUUGUAGGGUGAAGGUGGGUACUUACAUUUUUCUUAAAGCUAUGGUUAUACAGUGCAUAAUUAUGGCAUUACAAAGGCAACCGUGUGUUGGGGAAAUGUAUAGUUUGCUUCCUUUAAAUUCCUUCCUCAAAACUGGCCUUAGUCACCCAUGUUUUAUGUUUGUGUUUGUAUGAGUGAGAAAGAGAGACAGAUAGACAACACAUACAUAUUAUAAGUGUGUGUAAUGAUUAUCUUUCAUGUACAGUAUAUAUUUAUUGUUAUGUAGCGUUGUUGGUCUCUUGUCUUAAGUGUGAACUUGAGGAGAAUCAAGUGUUUCAGCCUGUUUCUGUUCAACAGGAGUUUAGUGUCUUGCUUGUCGGGAUUUUUUAUUUUAUUUUUUUUAACUGCACAGAAUACAUUUCGACAACACAGAGAGACACUGUGAAGCUGCAUCCAUCGAUUUCCUUCUUGUUUCCAUUGUGCCCGACUGCUGGCAAGAGAGAGCACCUUGAUAAUUAUUUUUUUAAGAACACAGAAAAAAAACCUCUUUAUUCUUGUUUGUUUACUUAUUUUGAUUGUUUCUAAAUGUCUCUGUGUGUCCCUCAGAUUGGUGUAAUCAGAGUUAAUUUUGAAUCUGGGGAAAAUCAAAAAAGUCUUGUGUCAUUUCAAAACUUUCUCAAAGGUGUUUCGGAGGAGUCAUCAUUCCUAUUGUAGCUGAUAAUCUGAACUUCAUAUAAAAUGACUUAUGAGCAUCACUAUAACUAGAAAGACAGCACUGAAAAUCAUAGAGAUUUUCUAUGUUGAACCUCCAGUUUUGUAGGAGUGUGAAUAUUGUAUAAGUAUAACUACAAAAGUAGAAUAUUACAAAAAACACAUUUAUUGUACAAGGUAAAGAAUCAAAAAUAAUUUAUAUUUUUAAGAUAUUUUCUAAAAGAAUGGACUCUUAGACAAAUAUAUAGUGCUAAUCUCAUAGUUUUGCAUUUCGAUAAAUACGUAGUGCAUUAUUUUGAUGGAGUUGCAUUUAUUAGACGAUAUACUGUAGUAGACACAUUUGUAUUGUUUGCUACUGUCUACCUGUAAAUGUCUGUCCCUCAGACAUUGUCCCUCUCUCCUUUGUGCAAUGUGAAGAACCAAAGAAUUGUUCUUUCUGAUAACUCAAACAAUUGAUGUAAGUUUUACUGUUGUAUUUCAAAAUGUUAGAAAUUGAAGCAUUCCUUUUCUGAACAGCAGAAUCUGACAUAUUUCAGGGAGCCAUACUUGCUCAUUUGGUACAAACAUGUAAGCUGGACAAUGCACAGAUGAGAGGACUGGCCUCUGAAGGAGAAAGCUGUUGACAGGGAAUGAAAAGAAAGGAAAGAAGGGAAAUUAUGAGACAACACAGCACUUUAUUUUACAUCCGUUUCCAAAGCUAAUUUGAUUAUUUACACACAGUGGAUCUUCGCAAGUGGUUCCCCUCCAGAAAUCCAAAACAUUAUGCUCAUAUGAUUUCACAUGACAUCUCUUACAAACAUAAAGCGACCUAGCAGCUACGCACGCACAGCUCGCAUGGAGACAGCAUGGAGGUACCUUGUGUGUCUGUAGGCCACUUUAGUUCAACCAAAUAUCCUGCAUUCUGCUUUUCUGUAUGCACCUGGCUCCAAACAUAUGACCAAUCUGGGUGUUUAUCAUACAUACUGGGUGGUUAUCAUUACAAGCUCUCAUGCUCUUUGUUACAUUAAUAAAACAAGCAUGGUUUCAUAACAUUAUUAACUUUACAACAUAUCAUGCAAGCAUGCAGCAUGCUUUUUAGUAGUGAAUCUUUACGCUUUAAAAAAUAGUAUUUACUCUGUAUGGUUGUUUGCAAUCAUUAGACAUAGUAUGUUAGAUAUUUCCAUGCCUUUUCUUUUAACAAAUGCCUGCCCCACACACUAAAUUUGUCACUGUGCCCUGUCUAAUGGAGCCCGAAUGACAAUUAAACAAACUGUACAGCAAAUAAACACACAGAGAACUGGGUCAUCAUGCUGUCAUGACUGAUACAUUAGAUAUCCACACCACUCCCUCUAAUGUCUUUCCUGUGCACUUACACUUAAAUGCACCAAACAUUUACAUGAAAAAGGCCCAAUCCAUAAAAACACACAGGUGCAAGACUCACUCAGCAGAGUGAACAACCACUGUUUCCAUGGUGAUGACUGCAUGGCUCACAUUUGAUGCAAGCAAGCAUCCUAAUAUGUAGAGAUGGAGUCCUUAAAGACUCAAGUAACAUUCUAAAUAUACACAGCGUUUACAUUCUGUUCAUGCAUUCAUUCAAUCAUCUCUUUUUCCCUCCUCACCUGUGGCGUCAGGUCUGGAGAAGGAUGACGACAUGGUGUAAACAAAAAACUGGAGUGUGGGCCUUUCAAUCAGACUGUCUCUUUUGAAACAUGCACACAUCUCUGUGAGACAGAGCAUGACCACAGCAACGUACGCCUGAAACUGAGGUGUUGUUGCUACAUUGUGUGAUGUGUAUGUUCACUUCAGCUACCUAAUCCUGUGGAGGGAGUGUGAAAUGUGAAUAGAAUAGGAACAAGCGUUGUGUGACAGAGAGAGCUGUGCAGAAGAGCUGUCAGCCUGAUUACAACUGACAUCCCUAAUGAUGGCUGUAGCACUCUGCUCCUUCACCUCAUGUCCAACUUUAGCCCAAAUACCUCUUUAACACAGACAAGAUGAUCAUUCAAAACAUUAUUUGUGAGCUCUCUCAGCUCUUUUUAGAGAGUAAAGCAUCCCCUCAGACAGGACAAUUGCCAUCAUAUUCUGUCAUUGAGAAACUAAGUUAAGCAGCCAGAUUAUGCACACAGCACUCGUGUGUUUUUUCUAUUACAGAGACCGGCCUUGUGCUUGAGUCUUUUGUGCAGAAUGACACUGACAUCCAAAAAUGGCAGUUGGGUUGAGAUAUCCUUUUGAGGAUGUAUUCAUUUCUGUGAUUCUAUAAAUAUCAUCCUGAGCAUACAGAGGGAGGGUCCAGGCAAGCAAGAAAGGCUCAGUUACAGCAAUGUCUUUAGUCAAAUGGUGUUGUGGAGUUUUGAGGAACAAACUUUGUAACAAAAGAGUCUGGCAAAUAGGAACUAUACAAACAGUCACUGGUGUGCAGCAUUUGUUGCAGCCCAGCCCUUAAUGCUGCAUGUUAAUGGGAUAAAAAUCUCAAACUGACAAAUGGUCAUAUGACUUUCACUGCUCAAGGCAUUAGAAACAGAAGAAAAGACUAGAUAGAUGAAAAGGGAGGGUGUCUUACACAGUGAAGAGUGAAGAUUCAUUAACAUUCAGCACACAACAGUGAGACUCGCAGUAAAUACUGACAAAUCUUUGGAGUUGAGCCUCUCAUUAUAGUGGACAUCCAAACAAGCCAUAGUCUGUUUAAAUGGUUGCAACUCUUUCCUGUGUUGGAUGAAUGUUAACAAUGUCCUUAUUGCUUUUUAUAUCUUUUUUUUCUUGUUUUCUGAACUGCACUUUAUUGAUUUUUCUGUAUUAACUCCUCUGCUGUCUAGUGACCAUGCAAAUAAAAAUGUCAACAUACAAAAGUACCUAUUGGUUAAAACACAAUUUCCAAAGCACAACGCAUAAUGUCAAAAAGUAUCAAUGUCUUUAAGCACAAUAUGACACACUAGAGGUUUAAGCCAAAUACAGACACGUCAUUUAAUUUUCAGAAUCUUCCCCCAUCUUCAGGGAAUUAAUCACCUCUGUUUAGCUCGCACAAGUCUGUAUGCUGCCCUUACUGUGUCUGGGGAAAUGUUUGUUUUGUAAAGUUUCAUACUUUGUACCAGCUGACUUUGUAGAAUAGUAUCUUUGUGGUUUCCUGUUGUUCAACGCAUGUAGCGCUUUUAAACCUUGAAACACAGAACUUGUAAAUAUCAUCUAAGAAGCUAUAGGAAAACGUCUAUGAUCAGCAAUUUUGAAGCAGUUUUCUCCUUUUACUGACUGAUGCUUAAUAAAAGACAAUAAUCUGG